AUGACCCUUCAGGCGAUCUAUGAGGGUUUCCUGGCCAGGCCAGAGCCGGAGUUGCUCGCGGAACAGGCCUCGCUGCACUACAUCACCACCACGACCUCGCACGCUGGAUCCCAGGACAUCAUCAAGCACCUGCAGGCCGUCCGCCGGACGCUGGAUAAGAAGUCCCAGGUCACGCUCAGCGCCGUCGAGGGUGCCAACUCCCUCUGCCUCGAGGUCGAGACCACCUUGCUCUUCACCUGCGGCGGGGGACCUUAUCUGCUGUCCCUCGACGAUAACUUCGUCGUCGAUCAGACUGUCACAAUCCCAGUGAUCCAUAUCGUUCACUUUGAUGGAGAGAACAAGAUCGUACAGAUCCGCCAGUACUGGGACCAGGCUUCGCUGUUGAGAAAGCUCAAUGUCAUUGGAUCACGGAACAACUGGCCAAUCUCUGAUAGCGUGGAGCAGAAGCGUCUAAUCAGCUCGUCCAUCGCAGCUGCAGCCAAGUGUUCGAAGAAAACUGAGGCUGAGGCUGAACCCAAGAAGACGGAAGAGCGAGCACCCAAGAAGAAGGCCGCAAAGGAGCCGGAGACUCCCCUAUCCUUUUUCGAAGCUCAGAGCGUCGAGGAGCCGGUGCCGGCUACCAAGUCUCGUACUUCCACUUUCUCUGCAAAGCCAGCUCCACGAGACUACAAUGACCUGUUCCAGGGAGAUGACGAACCCCUGGUGACUCCUCCUAGGUCGAGAGACCAGGUCCUGGGUACUCCCAAGACCCUCUCAAAGACGUAUACCCAUUUCGAGUUUGGUGAAGGAAAGCUGCCUGGCGACCAGCCCAUAAGACCGUCCAAAAAGCCCAGCCACUUUGAAUUCGGAGAUGAGGUUGAGCCUCAUGUGCUAGAGGAACAGAAGAAGGCCACCGAGAAGUCAAAGUCCAAGCAUCCGGGCCACUUUGAGUUUGGAGAAGCCGAGGACUGUCCCAUGCCCGUCCGUCCUCGAUCAUCCAAGCAUCUUUCUCAAUGGGACUUUGAAGACUUCGUCACUCCCGAAAAGCCCAAGAGAAGACCCGUCCGAGGUCAGGAGGUGCGUCACUUUGGCUGGAGCGACGAUGAGGUGGAGAACGUCACUCCCAAGCCAAAGCCACGCAUCGCCCAUCCACGACGUGACGCUGAGACCCAUUUCAAGCUCCAGGAUGAGCAAACCCCCCUUCCAGCUGAGAAGGCCACUGCAGGUGCUGCGCAUAACAGAGGCCUGAAGCUGUAUGAACACAAUUUGUACGAUGAAGAUGAGAAACGAGAAGAACCCCUGAAUACCUCCAACGGUACCUCCAACGGUAACAGCAACAACUGCAACACUUAUAGACGCAAAAUCUUUGACCCCCAGUGGGAGAUGAAGGACGAAUUUGUGCAUGAAAACGGCAACGCGGCCGAGGAAGAAGAGAACAAACCCGUCUCUCGAAGCCGUAUGGGCGUUGUCAAGCUGAUGGACUCCAGCUGGGACAAGUUCGACGAGAACAGCCCCCAGGAACAACAGCCCGUCGUCGACCGUCCCAUCCGCGCCAACCCAGCUCGCCAGAGCGUCUAUUCCAGAAACUGGGGCUUUGGAGACGAGGAUUAA
Trichophyton rubrum CBS 118892 is the source of this 1590-nucleotide messenger RNA. RefSeq lists its product as uncharacterized. The record is from RefSeq and is a predicted model, not a curated record. The transcript is spliced from 2 exons. NCBI's taxonomy places the organism in Eukaryota, Fungi, Ascomycota, Eurotiomycetes, Onygenales, Arthrodermataceae. Bases 1 to 1590 code for a protein of 529 amino acids.